GCUUAAUGUGUUCUUCGAUCUUAAAUUUAUUUUUAAUGUGUUCUUAAAUAACAGUUUUUGUUUCAAGGGAACACCAUGAUUAACCAAGAAGAAGACUCAGGUUUCGUUUCCGUAAAGUUUCUUCUUAAAGAUUUACCCCAAGACGUUCCAGUGACUGAGAAUAUCUUAAGGAUGGUUUUGAAGCAAAAGAAGUACUCAACUUUGUGGGUCAUGUUAAACUUCUUGGACUCCACAACAGCAUUGGUUGCAGUCAGGGUGCCGAAGAAAUCUAAAAAUGCCGAUUUCUUCACCACAAUAAAAGGCCGCCCAAUACAAGCCGUGAAAUUAUCUGAAGUUGAAGAAGUCGAGUACGAGUUGAUGUUAAACUCCACAACGGCGGAGAUGUUCAAAUCGGCGGAAAAUCUUAGAGCAACCGUUGAAAAAAAUAUGAGAGAAAUGAUGGAAGUGGAAAACAACGAUUUGUUUGAAGGGAAACGAGGAGACAUAAAGUACGACUUGCAGACAGCAACUGCUCAGCAUCACCAGAUAUACGCAUUUGGGUCGAGGACCGUGGGUUUGGGCUUCAGAACCAGUGACUACGACGUCUACAUUGACAUGGAAAACUAUUACAGAGGAGGAGGUGAAACCAACAGGGAAAACUCGGUUGAACGGAUCCAUCACCUUCUGAGGAAAUCUAAGAAGUUCACAGACUUCAUUCUGAUACCCAGAGCUAGAGUUCCUGUGUUGAAAGUUAAACACAAGGAAACCCAAAUACAUUGUGACAUCUCCGUCACCAACGGGCUGGGAGUGGAGAACUCUAAACUGUUGAGGAACUACUUGGCUGAUCGAAGAGUGAGGUUUGCCGCUACAGCUGUAAAAACAUGGGCACUACAGAUGGGUCUAACCCAGGCAGGUCAGGGAACCGGGUCCAUCACGAGCUAUUGCCUUGUUUGGUUACUACUGUAUAGUCUCAUGAGGGAUGACCCGGCCGUCGUACUCCCUGUUUGCCAACUUAGACAGCUACAUCGUGGACCUAAACUGUACAUUGAUGGUUGGGACUGCAGUCACUGUGAACUGACCCAUCCGAAAAGCAAAAACAACAAAAGUGAAAUUGAACUGUUACAUUUCUUCUUCAACUUUUACGGUAGCAUGACAAUCAAAGACGUAAGACAAAAUGUACUCUGUCCCUACUUUGGAUCGGAAAUUCCAGUAAGGGACUUCGUCAAAACAGAAUCCUUACCAAACGAAUUCAACAACUACAAGAAGCAAGCAGCUAAACACAAGUUUUAUCAAAUGUACUGUGAUUCGUUCAUGUUCGUACAAGACCCUGUUGAACAGAACCACAAUAUAGCCAAGGCAGUGGAAGGUUGGGUGAUAGAUAGAUUUUGUAGAUUGUGCAAAACAACAGCUGAACUAAUGGAGACUGGAAUGACAAAGGAGCUAAAAUACAUUAGAGAAACCCGUAAAUGAUACGAAAUAUUGGAAAACACUCGAGAAGUGUAUAAUUGUGUUGUGUAUGAAUGACAAUACUUAUUUAUUGUGGUUAACAUGGUCCUUUCUUCCAGUUGUCUAUGUUUGUUUAUGAGCA
Messenger RNA from Macrosteles quadrilineatus (aster leafhopper), 1567 nucleotides. Its product is annotated as terminal uridylyltransferase Tailor-like. Lineage: Eukaryota; Metazoa; Arthropoda; Insecta; Hemiptera; Cicadellidae. Gene Ontology annotation, biological process: RNA 3'-end processing. The coding region runs from base 76 to 1449 and encodes 457 amino acids. The record is from RefSeq and is a predicted model, not a curated record. Gene Ontology annotation, molecular function: nucleotidyltransferase activity. The transcript is spliced from 8 exons.